AUGAUAGCCUUCUGUCUGGAGCUGGCUGGGAAAAUGAAGGAAAGCUACCUUUCGGACGAUCCGAAGCACGUGGCCCUGCUACCAGUGUUGCGAGAGAAACUUCGUACGCUGCAAUCGUCGGAUCCUGCGGCAACACCUCCACUAUCACCGUCUCCGCCACCGCCAUCGCUGUACUUCGAAAGCUCGUCCAUCUCGUCGCGGUCGUCGAUUGUGGAGCCGUUCGAUCUGAACGUGGCCUCGCUGUACCAGGUUUUCCACGUGAAGCGCGCCGCACGAAGCUGGAUUGAGGCAAACUUUCAAAAGCGGGAGUGCAUUAAGUUCAUACCGAGUCCAAAGAAUGGCGAAAUAUGCUGUUGUGGUCAGGAACGGCGCACCCACCAGUUCCCGGCAGGCUGCGAAACCGGUGUCCUGGGUGACAGUUGGCAAGCAUCGAAAAACACCCGACCCCAGCCUACUGAUGCGUACGGUACGAUCGAGUUCCAGGGCGGCGCUCAUCCAACGAAGGCCCAGUACGUUCGACUAUCGUACGAUACGCGGCCCGAGCUGUUGGUGCAGCUGUUCACACGCGAAUGGAAUCUCGAGCUACCGAAGCUACUCAUCACGGUGCAGGGCGGCAAGGCAAACUUCGAGCUGCAGCCAAAGUUGAAAAAGGUGCUCCGGAAGGGCCUGCUGAAGGCAGCCAAAACCACUGGAGCAUGGAUAUUUACCGGCGGAACCAACACGGGUGUAACGAAGCAGGUUGGUGAUGCGUUGUUGCUCGAGGGCCAGCAGCGGUCCGGACGCGUGGUAAGCAUCGGCAUCGCCCCCUGGGGUAUCGUGGAACGUAACCACGAGCUGCUCGGACACAACCGAGACGUUCCAUGCCACAGCAUCAGCUCGCCAAGGUCGAAACUGGCCGUGCUGAACAACCGGCACGCUUACUUCCUGCUCGUUGACAACGGCACCCAAGGCCGGUACGGAGCGGAGCUGAUCCUUCGAAGGAAGUUGGAGAAAUACAUAUCGAAUCAGAAGCUGCAACCCUACAAGAUGCUGUCGUCGCUAAUGAAUUUCCACUACAAAGUUACCCACUCGAGCACCCCCGUAGUAUGCUUGGUAAUUGAAGGUGGUACAAACACAAUCAGAGCUGUGCUAGAAUACGUCACCGAUAACCCACCGGUACCGGUAGUAGUGUGUGAUGGGUCAGGCCGGGCAGCGGACCUAAUAGCGUUUGUACAUAAGUACGCGACGGACAACGGCGAGCAGACGGUGCUGGAGUCGAUGCAUGACUAUGUCCUCGGUAUCAUACAGAAGACGUUCGAAGUCAGCCCGGAGCAAGCGGAACAGCUGUUCCAGGAACUGUUGCAGUGCACGAAGAACAAAAAUCUCAUCACGGUGUUCCGGAUUCAAGACCGACCGGAGGGCAAAACUCAGGAACUGGACCAAACGAUUUUAACUGCACUUUUUAAAUCACAGCACCUUAGUCCACCGGAGCAGCUCAGUCUGGCGCUUACCUGGAACCGGGUCGAUAUCGCCCGUUCGGAGAUCUUCGUAUAUGGGCAGGAGUGGCCUCACGGUGCGUUAGACGAGGCAAUGAUGCAGGCGCUCGAACAUGACCGCAUCGAUUUCGUGAAACUGCUCCUCGAGAACGGCGUGUCAAUGCGCAAGUUCCUUACGAUCCCUCGGCUUGAGGAAUUGUACAACACCAAGCAUGGUCCGGCAAAUACCCUUGGGUAUAUCCUACGCGAUGUUCGCCCACACAUCCCAAAGGGGUACGUGUACACCUUACACGAUAUCGGACUCGUCAUCAACAAGCUGAUGGGUGGCGCGUACCGAUCGUACUACACGCGUCGUAAAUUCCGCCCCAUCUACGCGAAGGUGAUGAACAGCUACGUCAACACACAUCGGAAGCCUUCCACCUUCCAGCGGACGGCUGGCAUCAAUUCGAUGAGCCUCGUCACAGGCCUGCUGCCAGUCACUACUGACAUGGCACUGUUCGAGCUGCCGUUCAAUGAGUUGCUGAUCUGGGCCGUGCUGACAAAGCGCCAGCAGAUGGCGCUAUUGAUGUGGACGCAUGGGGAAGAGGCUCUUGCAAAGUCACUGGUCGCCUGCAAGCUGUACAAGGCGAUGGCGCACGAGGCAGCUGAUGAUGAUCUCGACACAGAGAUCUACGAGGAGCUUCGUAGUUACGCGAAGGAAUUUGAGAGUAAAGGACUGAAGCUGUUGGACUUUUGCUACCGGCAGGAUGCUGAGCGGGCCCAGCGGCUGCUGACGUGUGAGCUGCAGUCCUGGUCCAGCCAGAGCUGUCUCUCGCUGGCGGUGGCGGCCAACCACCGCGCCAUCCUGGCCCAUCCCUGCAGCCAAAUCAUCCUGGCUGACUUGUGGAUGGGUGGAUUGCGCACGAGAAAGAACACCAAUUUAAAGGUUAUUUGUGGACUGUUAUUUCCCAUCUUUGUUAGAAAGCUAGACUUCAAGUCUAAAGAGGAGCUACAGCAGAUGCCGCAAACCGAGGAGGAACACCUGGAGAACCAAUACCUGGACUACGAGGAUCGUGAUAAGAAAGACACGGACGCUGAGAAAGCCCUUGCAAACUCGACCCAAAGUCCGAAACCCGCUGGCGACAGCCCAGCACCAACACCGCAGGCGCUUCUGUCCGAUACGUACUCAAUGAAAGAUACCAAAGUGCAGGAGAACGGAAAAGUAGGUCUGACCGGAUGCUUGAGCUCAAAAGUGUCCUUAACGGACUCAGAAAACACGCAGUACAAGGACUACCAGUUCGAUAGUGACGGUCGGCAGCAGCGCCCGCUAAAGUUGAAGAAGAAGUUCUACGAAUUCUACACCGCACCGAUCACGAAGUUUUGGGCCGACUCGAUGGCGUACGUGUUUUUUCUCGUCCUGUUCACGUACACCGUGCUGGUACGGAUGGAGGAAACACCGAGCUGGCAGGAGCUGUACGCCAUCUCGUACAUCACCACGCUGGGCUGCGAGAAAAUUCGGGAGAUCGUAUCAUCGGAACCGGUGGCCAUAUCGCACAAGUUUUCCGUGUGGGCCUGGAACAUGUGGAACCCGUGCGAUGCGGCCGCCAUCAUCUUUUUCCACAUUGGACUGGGGCUGCGGUUACGACCGUACACGAUGGACAUCGGCCGGGUGAUAUAUUGCGUAGAUAGCAUCUACUGGUACUUGCGGAUAUUAAACAUUCUAGGUGUAAACAAAUACUUGGGACCACUGGUGACGAUGAUGGGCAAGAUGGUUAAGAACAUGAUCUACUUCGUGGUUUUGUUGCUCGUGGUUUUGAUGAGCUUUGGCGUGAGUCGGCAGGCGAUUCUUUUCCCAAACAACGACGCCAGCUGGCGGUUGGUGCGAGACGUGUACUAUCAACCAUACUUCAUGCUGUACGGAGAGGUGUUUGCUGAUGAUAUCGACCCACCAUGCGGAGAAGAUCCAUCGCAGCCACCGUGCGUGACAGGCCACUGGGUGACCCCGAUUGCCAUGUCGAUGUAUCUUUUGAUCGCGAAUAUCUUGCUGAUCAACCUGCUGAUCGCGGUAUUCAACAACAUCUUCAUCGAGGUGAACGCCGUCUCACAUCAGGUGUGGAUGUUCCAACGGUUCACGGUCGUAAUGGAGUACCAGCAGAAACCGGUUCUCCCACCGCCACUGAUCGCUCUCUGCCACUGUUACUCUCUGCUGCGGUACGCGAUCCGCAAGGCGAAAGGACUGCAAGAGUCUCGCGACAAUGGGCUGAAGCUGUUUCUCGAGAAAGAAGACAUGGAGCGAUUGUAUGACUACGAGGAAGAGUGUGUCGAGGGGUACUUCCGUGAACAGGAGAUCCUUCUGCAACAGUCGACUGAGGAGCGCAUCAAAAACACGGACGAGCGAGUCGAUCACAUGGCACAGAAGAUCGAAGACAUCAACCAGAAAGAGAACAUCCAGAGUGCGGCGGUUCAGAACAUCGAGUUCCGGUUGCGAAAGGUGGAGGAGUCGGCCCAACAGAUCCUGAACCAUCUGGGCGUGAUUCAUCGGUUCAUGUCGGCACACACGCACAUCAGUGACACGCAAGGUUCGACGGGCAACGUCAGUGGUAACUUGCCAACGGGUAGCAUCGCAGCAGGUAUGGUGAUGGAUCACCGAACACGUACCAUCUCCGAGAGUGAUAGCUACAUCAUGCCACCGCCGACUGGGACGCGCAAGAAGUUCAACCGAUCACUGACGGAAGUGCGCCCGGAUGCGUACAUUUUCGACGAUGGGAAGCACCUUGAGGUGCGCACCGUGCUGGAGGAGAACGAAGCGGAACGUUCACCUGAUCAGAUCUCGCAGCAGUUCGAGCGGGAUCGUAAGUUUUCCAUCCGCUCGGAAGACUCGGAAGUAUACCCGAUGGGUAGCGUCCCGAAAGUUCUUUCGCCAGCUGAUUCCGCCACUGCCGCGGCUAAGCCUUCGCCACCACCACAGCCACCUCCGUUCCUAAGCAUCCGUCAGGACACGGCUAGUACCGAGAGCAAGGACACGCUGACGCCAUUGGAAGGAGCCGACGAUCGGACGCUUGUGGGUGAUGAAUCGGUGGAUGACAUGGUGGAAACGACUUUCGAAGGGCUUCGUCAACGAACCGGCCGUCGACGGAACUCGUCGAUGUGUGGUCCUGGUGCAGGAGCUGCUGCAGUAGGCGCAUCCUCGGUGGGAAAUGUCCUGGCAGGUGGGAGUAUCGGUGGUAGGAGAAACUCCGAGAGUGCAUCGGGAGGUGGGUUUGACAUUAACAAAUCGCAGAACAGCUUAUAUCAGCUGGGCUACGCCAAACGGCAACACAGCAUCACACAAUCGGAACCGGAUAGUGGCAAUGAUCAGCCUGCCCAGCGGUCCGUUUCAAAGGGUCGGCACUUGUUGCUGCAGAUUCAUAACGAGUACACCUCGAUCACGGACGAGCUGGAGAGUCACAUGAUCGUGUCACCGACCAGCUCACUUAGGGAAGACCGUCAGAAAAACGUCACCGAGCUGACGAACCCCGAGUUUGCCGCACUGAUCGAGAAGCAACACCUGAAGGAGUGCGAGGACAAUGACUACAUGGAGAUGGAGAAGCUGUUCCAGACGCGCUGUUCGCUUGAGGAUAGUGAUGACUACUUCGACGACACCGAACCGGACGAGCCGGGUCCGCGCAAGAUGUUACGCCGUGAGACAGCCAUUGAGCUACCGGUGACUCCUUCCAAGUCAAACAUCGUCUCACUGGCAGACAGCGCCACGGCAGCCCACGAGGACUUCGCGCUGAAGCACGAACGUCAGGUGGCGUCGAACCGGAACUCUUUGCGAGACUCGAAAAACUCGCCACUGUCACUGUCGAGUCAGAACUCGCCACGCAACUCGCAAUACAUGCCGUCGGCGUUCCUCAACCCGACAGUGUGUGAUGCUGCCGCUGGCCGGUUGUACAAGAAGUCCUACGAAAGCCUGCAGAAGAACUCGAGCACCGACACGGAGUACUCGCUGCAGCCGUACCGGUUCAUCAAGCAGAGCUCAAACGAGACAAACAGCUCGUUCAACAUCGACAACUCGUCGAUCACGAACGAUCUCUCGAUCGACGGUGAGACGAGCCUCAACUCGACCGUCAUCGAGAUGGUUUCAGGCCCUUCAAUGGCCGCAACGGUGGCUGCCGUGGCGGCAGUCAGUGACGGUUUCCAACCCACACGCACCUCAUCACUCGGUAGCAGCUCGGUGGCGGCUGAAAUGCGCCCAAGUCUUCUCAAGAAGGGCGUCAGCAUGGGCCGAGAAGGUGGUGGCUCCAUCCCGGAGGGACUGGAACGUGUGGGACCAGGAGUGGGGCCAGGCCCAAGUCCGAUUCCAAGCAAACCACCCCGAACGACCCGGUUCACUGACAGUCUGAGCGUUCUGGGUGCCAAGACGGUGUUAAGCCUGCUGAAAGAGAGCAGUUCCACCAGUACGGAGGAGGGUCCGAUUGGUGGGAGGCGGGCAGACGUGGGUGGACCCAUUCCGUGCAUCAGCACGAACCUGGUGCAGGACGAAAUCGCGAAGCUAUCGUCCAACAUCAAGAGCAGCACCGACGAGGAUGCCGAUCCACCCUUCAACGAAACCAUGUGCUGAUUUUAGUUGUGCCCUCCGACAGAGGUUAACGUUAGCUGUUAGAUGUGGGUGAGAAGGACUCGCCCAAGGACUUCUCAUCACACGCGCGAAGACCACCGCCAAGCGGCGGCGGUACAUAUCAGAUGGUUAAACUUCUUUCCUACCGAUGCUGUUGCUGUAGAACGAAAACCACCCUCCACCCACGUUACUGUUAUCGCGCACAAGCGCGUCCGUGCAGUCGAUCGCAAGUCGACACUUGGAGCAGAAUGUUUAAACCCGCACUCCUUUCCCAGUGAUCAUGAUGAGCUUUAUUUUACGCGUGCAAGCGUUACCCGCGCGAUCGUUAACGCAUCCGUUUGAUUGCUUGUUCGGUAGAUCUGUGGUGCUGUGUUGAUGACUGUUUGUGACACCCAAAGUGCGCGAAAGAAGCGAAAAGGAGAACGUUUAAAGCCCUGUGUGCUAUAUUGCGACCGGUUUGAGCCGGCAUUGAAGUUUGGUGUAUAUUUUACCUGUAGCCAGUUGGAGGAUGCGUUGUUCUAAGCGUUUAGUUUAAGGAACGGUGCACGCACGCACGAACCGUGGUAUCAUCAGAACAACUGCCAGAACGGAAAGAGAGAAUGAGAAGGUGCUCACAGGUGCGCUUAGAGGAUCGGUUAUUUAUUGUUGCUCUUUAAACCUCGCUUUUUUCACGCUCGGAUGCGAUUAUGUUCAUAUCGAUGUUUUAUGUACCGUGUAUUAUUUGUAAAGGGCGUGUAAAUAUUACGAUUACGUCAGCCAUUUUACCCAGUUUGUGGGCUUAAUUUCACGCGCGUACUCGCGUACGCUCACACACAUAGCUCACCGUAGUACUCCACCUCGACACUUGUUCUUUUGGUUGCGUGCGGUUUUGUCUCGGACCACAGGAUCUCACCAAAAGGCUGUCAAGGCCACCGCGCGAACGCAAAAGCAACCAUCCCGCGUCCUGCAUGAGUUGUACUCAAAUGUGACAAUAUUAUUAAAUUUAAUCAGUAUGAUGAAUAGUGCAGCAAGAGCUACUUACAAGUACGAGAGGCGAUGCAUUUGAACGUCAAAGGACAAAGUCAUAGGGCUAGACCCGAUUCAGAUGAUAGGGAAGCGAUGUGUGGGAUCGUGAGUACGAUUACUCCAAAGUCAGCGUUGAAGCGUCGGAACAAUAAUUCGUUAGCGAACAAUAAAAUAGGGUUGUACCGAGAGGAGUGAGAUACAUCUACCACCAUGAAGGUAGGAGCACGUAUGUAUCCCUGUUUGCGGAUCGCAGGUGUUUUAUUACGAGUGUUGUGCGGGUUGGUGCACAUUGGUUGCAGAUAGGUGCUUUUGUGCCGAACACCGGCUCACAGGGCUGUGUGUCGCGGUUAGGCGGUGUUUCUGUUGCGUUAUUUCCCCAAGGAUUUAGUGAUAAACGAAAGGCGACUGAGAGCGACAACUGCACCAUUCAGGAUCGAAGCGCACAUGGUUAUCACAGGUGUUGCGAAAUAAAUACAAUCGAA
Messenger RNA from Anopheles nili, 7541 nucleotides. RefSeq names its product transient receptor potential cation channel trpm (gene Trpm). The record is from RefSeq and is a predicted model, not a curated record. Gene Ontology annotation, molecular function: monoatomic cation channel activity. The transcript has 24 exons. NCBI's taxonomy places the organism in Eukaryota, Metazoa, Arthropoda, Insecta, Diptera, Culicidae. Bases 1 to 6057 code for a protein of 2018 amino acids. Gene Ontology annotation, cellular component: membrane. Gene Ontology annotation, biological process: monoatomic cation transmembrane transport; protein tetramerization.